UACUCAGGGGUCCCUCCCAAGUCUGUACCCUGCCUCAGGCUGCGUAUGUAUUCCGGUCAGUGGUGGGGACGUGAAGGUGGUUAUUUGGGGGAGGGGCACCCUGUCCAGUGUCUCUCACUGGCGGGUGGGACUCCCUCAGCACUGACAGCCUGACCCUCCCCUUGCACACUCAUGGACACAGACACCCCUCGAACGCGAGAGGUGGUCACUAAGCAUUGGUCCAAUGAAUAGAAAUCAUCAGCCUCCUUCUAGCAGGGGUCUGCAGGCGUUCCCAACAAAUACGGCCCCACCCACUGCCAUAGGCCCCUCCCAUUUGACCAGUUUCAGCUUUGGGGGGAUGGAUGGAAUCUUUUGCCCCGCCCACAUGUGUCCCCGCCCCUCCAUGAGCCAGGUACGGCCCCGCCCCCCUGGGCCAGGUAGACCACGCCCCUCCGGGCCAGGUACUCUCCCGCCCCUGCCCGUUGGCCCCGGAAGCCUAGCUCAGGAGCCGCAGGUACAGCUGUGUGGCGGAGGGAAGGAGAUCCGUGUCCUCUUUGGCUCUGGGUUGUGUGAAGAGCCUGAGCGUGUACCUGUGAAUUCUUCAGACCUGGAGAUUCAGUUUCCUCUCUGCUUCCUGGGACUCCUUCAUAGCUGUGGGUCAAAGGGCAGCCUGAGCUCUGUGGCUUCCUAGGAUCCCAGACUGGUCCCUGAGGUUGGCAGUGAAGGAAGGAGGCAGCCUCAGGAC
This is a messenger RNA of Vombatus ursinus (common wombat), 724 nucleotides long. It is a transcript of the gene CUNH1orf210, whose product is annotated as chromosome unknown C1orf210 homolog. The record is from RefSeq and is a predicted model, not a curated record. The transcript has 2 exons. Lineage: Eukaryota; Metazoa; Chordata; Mammalia; Diprotodontia; Vombatidae. The coding region runs from base 224 to 670 and encodes 148 amino acids.